Schistosoma turkestanicum is the source of this 630-nucleotide messenger RNA. The record is from the annotation of a GenBank genome assembly. Lineage: Eukaryota; Metazoa; Platyhelminthes; Trematoda; Strigeidida; Schistosomatidae.
AUGAAUAUUGGUAGUCGUAAACAUACAUCGAAUAAUACAUCGAAUAGUACUAGCAAUACAUCCAAUCCAAAUCAAUUUCAUUGUAAUAGUCCAGUAUUAAGUCCUUCUUUAGGUAAAUGCUAUGAAGAGAAUUAUAAUUUAAAUAGAUUGACCAAAGAUUCUAAUUUAACAACAACAACAGCAAUGAUGAUGAAUAAUGCCUCCUCUUCAUCAUCAUCAGCUACAACACUGGAUUCACCGAAUUCAUCAUUUAUCACAAGUUCCAAUGGUGGUGGUGGUGAUUUGUCAACCGCAGCCGCAACAACAACAACAACACGUUCUGGUACACGGACUACUGCUGGCAUUCAUUCAAUCAUGAAUAAUAAUAAUCCGAAUUCCAAUGCAACUCCUUCAUUUUCUGUUUGGAUUGAUGAUGGACGAUUGUAUUGUGGCAAUAAAUGUUAUCAGAUUGGCGCAUCCAUUAUCUUAGAAGGUCGUGAUGGUUCUAGUCAUCGAUGUACUGGUACAAUAGCAUCUAUCGGUGUUCAAGAUUUAGCUAUACGUAGAUGUUCAGAUCAUGGAAUAUGUCGUGUCACUGUACAACAAUUAAAACAAGGACGAUAUACAAUAUGGCCUAAUAAAUUGGAAUAA